Malus domestica (apple) is the source of this 1844-nucleotide messenger RNA. Its product is annotated as thioredoxin-like 4, chloroplastic. Gene Ontology annotation, cellular component: chloroplast. NCBI's taxonomy places the organism in Eukaryota, Viridiplantae, Streptophyta, Magnoliopsida, Rosales, Rosaceae. The record is from RefSeq and is a predicted model, not a curated record.
GGUCUAAUGAAGGGUUGGGCUAAAAAAAUUUAGGACCCACCUGACCAAAAUAUAGCCAAAUGGCCACAUGGCUGGGCAAACAUAGCCAGCCAGCUAGCCCUGAAAGUUGGGCCUAGUUGUGCUGCUAGCUGGCGUCAUGUAACCUCUUCAUUUUUUUUAAAGACGAAAUUUAAAAAAGAAUAUUAAAAAAUUCUAAUUUUUCCUAUAAAUACCUAAGCUAUUUCUACACUAUUUUCACAUCGUUUUCACCUUUCCAUACUAUCUUAUCUUAUUUUUAUGUAUAAGUUGUUAACAUGUAAGUAAAAUUAAAUAUUUAAUAACAUAAAACUUAAAACAACAUUUAGGACAAGUGGGCCUGAAAAGAUGUCUGGACACCAUAUUUUAUUAUGAUGGUUUAAUUCAAUUAACCGAUAAAAUUAAAGAAUAAACUUAAAUUAAUAAAUUAUUGAGGGGCUAAAAAAUAGCCCCCUUCGGUUGAAGAUUGUAUAUAGAUAUGGUCCGGUACUGUUUACUAAAAAAUAAUUUAUUGCAGGGUUAUAAUCUAGACGGAGGUUAAACGUAGCCAUUUUGGUUGGAGAUGACAUGAGCCUCAAAAAAAGGCUUAGAGGGGCUACAUUUGACUACCCUGAUAUCUUUGCUUAAAAAAUAGUCUGAUAAACUUUAUAGAAUUACAGUCUAGACAUCGGAUAGAAAUAAAAAAUUUAUAUAGAUCAGACUAUUUUUUUACUUGUACUCAAAAGCCAAUUCAAGAAAAACAUAACCGGGCCAAAAAGUUGCCGUUAGGAAGGCAAAUCCGAUCUGGUUGGUGAUGUCGUGUCACCUUUUCAAUGGGUAGAAUAAUUCAGAAUUCAGAUAUGGCAAUUGAGAGCAUAUCAACCGCCAAGAACUUAUCUCCCCCAAAACCCCACUCUUCAAUUUUACCGUUUGUUCUAAUGCAAAGGCAGACCAUUCUAUACGGCAGCAAGGCCACAGCCUCUUUCAACUUUGCCACAAAUCCAAACACAAAACAUGGUUCAACAAGUCCCUUCCAAGUUAAAUUUUGUCUCGUGAAAGCAAAUUUUCCAUCAAACAUCAUAAAAGGAUUGGAAGCUUCGGGAUACCGCCACGCAUUCGGUCACGUAGAGGUCCGAGUGGCGUCUGGAAACCUAGGAGAAUUGGCCGAGGAAGACGACGACGAUGUGUGUCCCGUUGAAUGUGUUAGAGAGUUUAGUACCGACGCGGAGUUCAGCAAAAUUCUGGAAACGGCCAAAGAAACUGGUGCUUUGGUUGUCGUAGAUUUUUAUCGGAUUUCGUGUGGGAGCUGCAAGUACAUAGAGCAAGGGUUUUCGAAGCUGUGUAAGGGAGCUGGUGAUGGAGAAGCUGCUGUUAUCUUCUUGAAGCAUAAUGUAAUUGAUGAGUACGACGAACAAUCCGAGGUUGCUGAUCGACUUAGAAUUAAGACGGUGCCGCUCUUCCACUUCUAUAAAGACGGGAUCCUCUUGGAAGCAUUUCCAACUAGAGACAAAGAGAGGAUCACUGCAGCCAUUAGUAAAUACACGAGUCCAGCAUCUCAAGAUACUCGAGCUAGUUAAUUAAUAAGGCUUUUAUCUGUAAAUAAUGUAAAAGCAUUCACUCCACAUAUACUUGUGAUAUAUUGAACGCUCCAAUCAUUUCACAAUUUUCUUGAUUUUCAAACUACAGAUGUUGGCUUCAUUUGGAAGAGAUUCAUCACAAGCAUGAAACCAAAAUUUGGGUGGUAAUUUGACAGUCUAUGUUUUCGUUUUGCAAGUCCAUUCUGCAUGGUGUGAGGACAUGAUUUUUUUUUUUUAAUGUAUUAUACCUUUUUUCUAGAAAAAUUGUUUGAA